Messenger RNA from Leptosia nina, 3216 nucleotides. The record is from the annotation of a GenBank genome assembly. NCBI's taxonomy places the organism in Eukaryota, Metazoa, Arthropoda, Insecta, Lepidoptera, Pieridae.
AUGCAACUUCCAAUCCCGAUCAAUCAGAACUCCCUUAUCGCUGCUGCAUGUCGCGUGCAGGGGCCUUAUCAGAAAGGGGUGCAUAAUUGCUUUAAUCACGGUAAAGUUCAACCACCACAUGCAGACAAGCGAGGGAUGAUAAAAAAACUGAUUCUUACUUCACUUAAUUCUAUACGUUAUUUAGCGGACGCGAGUACUGCGUUUCUACGCGCUGCCCGAGCUGGUCAGAUUGAUAAAAUCAUAAGCCUGCUGGAGCAAGGAGUUGACAUCAACGUUAGCAAUGCUAAUGGUCUGAAUGCAAUCCACCUUGCGUCGAAAGACGGGCACGUGGAAGUGGUGAGGGAGUUACUCCAGCGUGGCGCAUUGAUAGAUGCAGCCACCAAGAAGGGUAACACUGCUCUACAUAUUGCUUCUCUGGCUGGUCAAGAGGCUGUGGUUCGACUUCUUGUGCAGAAUGGUGCACAGGUUAACAUCCAAUCUCAAAAUGGGUUCACUCCAUUGUACAUGGCAGCACAAGAGAAUCAUGAUGGUGUUGUCAAGUUUCUGCUUUCCAACGGCGCCAAUCAAAGCUUGGCUACAGAGGAUGGUUUCACGCCCCUGGCCGUUGCAAUGCAACAAGGUCACGAGAAGGUCGUGGCAGUCCUUCUAGAAGCUGACACCCGCGGUCGCGUGCGCUUACCAGCUUUACACAUUGCUGCUAAAAAAGACGACGUCAAGGCAGCAAACUUACUGCUGGAGAAUGAACACAACCCAGAUGUGACGUCCAAAUCUGGCUUCACACCGCUGCACAUUGCUGCUCAUUACGGCAAUGAAGCUGUGGCCAGGUUGCUGCUGGCUAAAGGGGCCGAUGUCAAUUGUGCUGCUAAGCAUAAUAUUUGUCCAUUGCAUGUUGCUGCUAAGUGGGGUAAAGACAACAUGGUAUCCCUCCUCUGUGACAAUGGGGCGAACGUGGAGGCUCGUACCAGAGAUGGUCUGACACCGUUGCACUGUGCUGCCAGGUCUGGCCACGAGAGGGUCGUAGAAGCACUUUUGGACCGCGGAGCACCCAUAACUAGUAAAAGCAAGAAUGGGUUAGCACCACUGCACAUGGCGGCUCAAGGGGAUCAUUCAGAAGCUGCUCGUGUGCUACUCGGGCGUAGAGCACCGGUUGAUGACGUCACCGUUGAUUAUCUGACUGCGCUGCACGUUGCUGCUCACUGCGGACACGCGAAGGUCGCCAAACUGCUCUUAGAUAGAAACGCUGACGCCAACGCCCGAGCCCUGAACGGGUUCACACCUUUGCAUAUUGCCUGCAAGAAGAACAGGAUCAAAGUGGUCGAGCUACUUCUGAAAUAUGGUGCAAGCAUUCAAGCCACUACGGAGUCAGGAUUGACACCACUUCACGUGGCCUCGUUCAUGGGUUGUAUGAACAUCGUCAUCUACUUGUUGCAACACGAGGCAAACCCAGAUGUCCCAACGGUUAGAGGAGAGACACCGUUACACUUGGCUGCUAGAGCUAACCAGACGGAUAUAAUAAGAAUUCUUCUCCGCAACGGUGCUGCAGUCGAAGCGAAAGCUCGUGAACGUCAAACUCCACUCCACAUUGCUUCUCGCUUGGGCAACGUCGACAUUGCCGUGCUGUUGCUGCAACAUGGCGCUGACGUGCGUGCGAUGACAGCAGACCAUUACAACGCGCUGCAUAUCGCUGCUAAGCAGCAUAACCAUGAUGUUGCAGCAGCUUUAAUCGAGCAUAACGCACCAUUGACAGCAACUACUAAGAAAGGCUUCACUGCUCUUCAUCUUGCUGCUAAAUAUGGUAAUCUAAAGGUAGCGAACCUGCUUCUAGCAAAUGGUGCUUCACCAGACCAAGCUGGAAAAAAUGGAAUGACGCCGCUGCACAUAGCUGCACAGUAUGAUCAACAAGCUGUUGCCAACACCUUGCUAGAGAAGGGAGCUGAUGCAAAGGCGAUCGCUAAAAACGGCCAUACACCACUGCACAUAGCAGCUCGCAAGAACCAAAUGGAGACGGCUGCUACACUGUUGGAAUAUGGGGCAUUGACGAAUGCUGAAUCGAAAGCUGGGUUCACACCGUUGCAUUUGGCAGCUCAACAGGGUCACACCGAGAUGUGUUCUCUCCUGUUGGAACAAGGAGCUGAAGUAGACCAGCAAGCUAAGAAUGGUCUAGCGGCGCUGCAUCUCGCCGCGCAGGAAGAUAGAGUUCCAGUAGCUCAGCUGCUCGUCAAAAAUGGGGCACAGGUGGACAUCUGCACUAAGGGUGGUUACACACCUCUGCAUAUCGCCAGCCAUUACGGCCAGGCCAACAUGGUACGCUAUCUGCUGGAAAACGACGCAUCUGUUAAGGCCCAGACAUCGCAUGGUUAUCUCGCAAACGUGCCGAAGUUGAAGGGUCGCGAAAACUUUGACGAUUGGGCGUUCGCAGUUGAGAACUUGCUUAUAUUGGAGGGCGCGGACAUUUUCCUGAAGCAAGAAGGAACGGGCGAUGCAGCGGCGACCGUUGCAAAGGCGCGUGCUAAGAUGAUUUUGACGAUUGAUUCAUCAUUAUUCGUGCACAUAAAAGAUACAACGACCGCGAAGCAAUUGUGGACAAAACUUCGUUCUUUGUUCGACGAUUCAGGAUUCGCUAUCAAUGAUGAAUGGGUUGGUUCACUAUUGCUUGCCGGAUUACCAGAGCGAUUUAUGCCUAUGAUCAUGGCCAUCGAGCACUCCGGAAUUCAAAUAACGGCUGAUUCGAUCAAGUCAAAAUUACUUGAUAUGGAAGUAGCGGAUUCAGGUGAAUCGGAACGUAACUCAGCACUGGCAGCAAAAUGGCGGAAUAAAUCGAGCAAAGGGGGCAACACUAAUAAACAUGGCGGACAGAUCCCGAAUACGUCAAUGUCAAAAUCGAAUGUAAACAACACAAAAACAAUAACUUGUUAUCGUUGUAAGGAAACUGGACAUUAUCGGAACCAGUGUCCACUUUUAAAGGAGAAAACAGUAAACAAGAAACAAAGUAAUGCUUUCAACGUUGUUUUUCUCAGUGGCGGUUUCAGUAAAAGUGAUUUUUAUAUCGACUCUGGUGCAAGUAUGCAUAUGACGCCGAACGAAUGUUGGAUGAAAAAUGUUAAAUACUCAUCAAGUUUACCAGAAAUAGUUGUCGCAAAUAAGACGAAAAUUCCCGUUUUAUGUUCAGGUGACAUAGAAAUAACGACAAGCUACAAUUAUGAUAUUACUGUGUAG